AUGGCCGCUCCAACUCCUGCCAAAGACAUUGCGCCUUCUCCCAGUAGACUAGAUAGCACAGUCGCCCACAGCAUCGCGGUUUCGACUUCCCCAUCGGCCACAUUCUACAGCCCCCCGGCCAGUUUUGGCACCCCGAACCUCACCCGGGCCAUGACUGCGGCAACGAAACAAUUGAAGCCCUUUGCUACACAAGACAUCAAGAUCCUGCUGUUGGAAAACGUGAACCAGAGUGGCAAGGACAUCUUGGCCGCGCAAGGUUACCAGGUCGAAGCUGUAAAGUCGUCGUUGCCAGAAGAUCAAUUGAUUGAAAAGAUUCGCGAUGUUCACGUUAUUGGUAUUAGAUCAAAGACCAAGCUUAAUGAGAAGGUCCUUCGUGCGGCCAAAAAUCUCAUUGUUGUUGGUUGUUUCUGUAUUGGGACUAACCAAGUCGACCUCGAGUAUGCCGCGAGGCAUGGUAUUGCUGUCUUCAACAGCCCCUUUGCCAAUUCUAGAAGUGUUGCAGAGCUGGUCAUUGGUGAAAUCAUUGUCCUGGCUCGUCAAUUGGGGGAUCGCUCUAAUGAGUUGCACAAGGGCACAUGGAACAAAGUCAGCUCCAAGUGCUGGGAGAUCCGUGGAAAGACUCUUGGUAUAAUCGGUUAUGGCCACAUCGGAUCACAGCUGUCUGUCCUUGCGGAGGCAAUGGGCCUGUCAGUAAUCUACUACGACGUUGUGAAUUUGAUGGCACUGGGGACUGCGAGACAAGUUGCAACCCUCAACGAGCUCCUCAACAACGCCGACUUCGUAACAUGCCAUGUUCCUGAAUUAGCUGAAACAAAAAACAUGAUUGGAGCCCCCCAAUUCGAACAGAUGAAAGCGGGAAGCUACUUAAUCAAUGCUAGCCGUGGCACUAUAGUCGACAUACCUGCCCUUAUUAAUGCUUCCCGCAAUGGCAAAAUUGCUGGCGCAGCUCUAGACGUAUACCCCAAUGAACCCGGUGGAAAUGGUGACUAUUUUACCAACAGCCUGAAUGACUGGGCAGAGGAUCUCCGCAGUCUGAAGAAUAUCAUUCUUACGCCACAUAUCGGAGGCAGCACAGAGGAGGCCCAGAGAGCCAUUGGUGCUGAAGUCGGGGAGGCCUUGGUCAGAUACGUUAACCUCGGUGUGACUCUUGGAGCGGUAAAUCUCCCAGAAGUCAAUCUGCGUUCAUUGACGCUGGACGAGCCCAAUCAUGUCCGGGUCAUUUACAUCCAUCACAAUGUUCCUGGUGUGCUGAGAAGGGUCAACGAGAUCCUCGGCGACCACAAUGUUGACAAACAAAUUACUGAUAAUAAAGGAGAUGUUGCCUACCUCAUGGCUGAUAUUAGCAAUGUUCAGUCCAGCGAGAUCAAAGACAUCUCCGAUAGCCUAGAAUCCUUGAGCUCUCGCAUUUUAACAAGAGUGCUUUACUGA
This is a messenger RNA of Lachnellula hyalina, 1428 nucleotides long. RefSeq names its product D-3-phosphoglycerate dehydrogenase (gene SER33). The transcript has 7 exons. The record is from RefSeq and is a predicted model, not a curated record. The coding region runs from base 1 to 1428 and encodes 475 amino acids. Gene Ontology annotation, molecular function: NAD binding; oxidoreductase activity, acting on the CH-OH group of donors, NAD or NADP as acceptor. NCBI's taxonomy places the organism in Eukaryota, Fungi, Ascomycota, Leotiomycetes, Helotiales, Lachnaceae.